GAUCAUAGAGGGCGGGACGUUAUAAAUUUGUGCGGCUCUUUGACUGUUGACAAAGCUCAUAUUUAACGUAGUCAUAAAGGUGCCUUUGUCACUGCUGGCAUCGUAUUAAUCAGAUAAAUUAAUGUCUUCAAAAAUUCCAAGAGUGCAGUUACCUGCAGAAAUGAAGAAAGCUGGUCAAAAGUUUGAAUCCAGAGACACAGCAAAUGUAAAUGCUGGCCAAAAAUCAGAUGGUAUCCUUAAAUAUCAAAAAGAAAACGUGCCAAGGAAAAUCGUUGCUCACAAAGUUCACAAAGGGGUCUCCACCAGGUAUGGGCAACAGACGGAGCUCAAGGAGCAAAAUCAGCAUCUGAUGGCUACAAAUGAGGAGCUGCAGAAAAACCUCACGGAUACACAGCAAAGAGUAGCUGAGUUGGAGCUGCAGUGCAGUGACCUUGAAAAGGAGAAUGUAGAGGUACAGAAAAACCUGAAGGACUGUCACAUCCUCCUCGUCACAGCCAGUAUAGACCCAGUUUUAGGAGAAAGGGUUGGGGAAGCUACGCGACAAAAUGAAGAUCAAAGAAAAGAAGUUAUGAUCGUCUCCGCAGACCUGCUGAAUGAAUUAAAAGUGUUCGGAGACACUGCAUCCCAGCAACGUGCUCAACUAGAGGAAAUCCAAACGACGAUGACAGAACUCACUAAAGCACGGGAACAUAUGAUGCAGGAAAGGGAGAACUUUUCCCUGGAGGCUGCGGAAAUGGAACAAGCUCUUGGAGAAGCAGAAGGUCUCUUGUUGUAAACGUAAUAAUCUUUUCCCAACUUAAAGUGAGUUUUAAGAAAAAGUGUAUAAUGUAUGUUUUAAUGUUGACAGAAACUGAAUAAAGGAUUGUUAUUUCCUUGUG
This is a messenger RNA of Cottoperca gobio, 878 nucleotides long. It is a transcript of the gene knstrn, whose product is annotated as kinetochore localized astrin (SPAG5) binding protein. The coding region runs from base 122 to 775 and encodes 217 amino acids. Lineage: Eukaryota; Metazoa; Chordata; Actinopteri; Perciformes; Bovichtidae. The transcript has 9 exons. Gene Ontology annotation, biological process: spindle organization; mitotic sister chromatid segregation; regulation of attachment of spindle microtubules to kinetochore. Gene Ontology annotation, cellular component: microtubule plus-end; kinetochore; mitotic spindle. The record is from RefSeq and is a predicted model, not a curated record.